GCACAGAGUGAAAAGACUCCCCACUCAGGCUCUCUCUGCUGGUGAGAGGGUUAACAUCUCUGCAGACUUAUCUGUCGGUUCUAUUUGGUCUAGUUUUGGUUUUUAUGGGAUUACAGAAUGCUUCAGCCUUCAGUGGAGUUUUAAAAUCAAAAUAUGGAGAUUUUUUGCAUGGGGUUUUUGUGACUGACGCUUAAAUAUUUCCCAUACGACAGUGCUGCUUAUGAUCUAUGACUGUGGGGGAUGCACUGUGAAACAAAUGUUUUUUUGGGAGACUUAACCAGUUCCAACUGAUCAACAAACCAAUCAAUAAGCAGUAUCAGUAAGGAUGUUUCAGGUCUGUAAAUCGUACUAUUUUGUGCUGUUUUUGGCUGCUGUCUGGAGUGUAGUUACUGCUCGGCCAGGAAUCAGUCAAACCAAGCCCGAGUAUCUGGACCCCAACAUAAGGGACUGGGGAGACUAUUCCGACCUUGUUCCAGGAGUUGAACAGGGACUGGGGCUGGAUGGAGACGCAGAACACGGAGACACAAGGGGAGGUGGAGAGGUUACAACCAGUCUGGCAUCAGAGCUGGAUUUCCUGGCUGAGUUUGCAGGGAAAAAGCGUCUGUGGGUAAUAACAGCCCCUUCACAUAAUGACAACUACCUUCGUAUGAUGGAAAAACAGCUGGAAGACAUGGAGCAGGAUGGACUGAACUGUCGCCUUGCAGAGAGGGACACCUUCAUCAUCACCAUCAUCCAGAAUGCCAUGAUGGAGGGUCGGAUCCAGAAGACAACUUUCCAGGGUGAAGCCACAGUUGAGAGCCUGGACCCUGACACAGUUACCAAACUGCUGCACUACCUGGACCUCACCAGCCAGGACCAGGGGUUCACCAUGCUGGUUCUGAAGAAGAACCUGCGGGUCAGUGAGCGAUUCCCUUAUCCGGUUCGACUUGAGGCUAUUUUAGAGCUCAUUGAUCAAUUCCCCAUGAGAAAACUGGAGAAGAUUACUAGGAAAGGAUCCAAUUUCAGGUGUAAAACUACUAAAAAGAAGGUUGUGGUGAGGAAAAAGAUGAGGAAGAAGAUACUAUUGAGCCCUCAGAGGCGAGGGAAUGUGACUUCUGUGGUGUCAUUACAAAGAAAACCUCUGCUGGACAAAAAAGCUGCCCUGAAGAGUAAAAUCCAGGAUAUUCUGAAUGGACGGUCACGGUUUGUUAUUCGUAAAGUGCCUGGUGCAGGAUCCACACAGGGGAAGGACACCAGCAGAGGUCAGGACACACCAAAUGGACAGGACAAAGAACAGACAGACAGUCCUCCGUCUGUGUCUAGAACCAAUGAGGAAGUGACGACUGGCAGGGUGGAUUCAGUGAUGGAAGAAGACCAGAAAAGAAGUGGAGAGAAAAAAAAUGAGGUUAAAAGCGAACCAACUGCAAAGGAUGACAAAAAAGAAAAAAAGAAAAAGGGCAAAGGCAAAGGAAAGAAGGGAAAGGGAAGAGGGAAGAAGUCCAACAGAGAUGCAAGUGAAAAGGAUAAAGCAGCCCUGAAGGAGUUUUUAGAGAGUUUAAAGGGGUCAAGAAGGUUAAUGCUCAUCUCAACACCCAGCCAAGAUGGCAAACUGUACAUUCAGCAAAAAGAGGAGAAUGAGAAGCUGCACUGUGACCUUGCCAUCAGGAAGAUCACCUUGGCAACUAUUGUGGGUGAAGGCAGUGACGCCACACUCACAGUGCAACACCACCAGCUUGGGUCAGAGCCUCCUCUCAGUAAUCCUCCAGAGCAGUUCUCAGAUCCAGGUCUGAUUUCUCUGUUGAGAUCAGAGCUUGGGCUCUCGUCCCCUGACCUCUUCUCCAUGACUGUCACCGACUACGACAUUACCCCUGAUAGAGUCUUUGAGGCUCCUCCUUCAAGCCCUGCUCUGUUUGAGUACAUUGAUAACUUUCCAUCCAGACGUCCAGAAAAAGAGAAAGAAAGGAAAAGUCCACCAGACUGCUCCAAAGAUGCACAACAGCCUGGAACUGAGAAUUCACUGCUCAGGUUCAUGUCAAAGAGGAGGCUGCUGCUCAUCUCUGCUCCCUCUGAGGAUGACUACUCCUUCCAGCAGCAGCUCUCUGCUCUCAGUGGACAGGACUGUCAGUUAGGCAUCCGCCACUUUGCCAUGUUGAAGCUGACUGGAGUUGGAGACACAGCCUCAGGAACUGUCCAACUGUUUCCUCUGAAUGGUCGUAGCCAGAGUGAAAUAGAGCCUUUACCAAGAGACACAGUCAACAAUCUGAGAGACCAGCUGAAGAUCAGUAAGGACUAUUUCAGCAUGCUGGUGGUGGGGAAGGACAGUGAUGUCAAGGCAUGGUUUCCAUCACCCAUGUGGUCCUUGGAUAAUAUCUACGACCUGGUGGACUCCAUGGAGCUGCGGCUGCAGGAGGAGAACCUGCAGAGGAGACUGGGAAUCCACUGCCCUGAUGACAGAGGAAGAGGAGGCAGCGAAGGGGGACAUUAUCAUGGCUUUGAUGGAGAAGGGGCAGAGGAGGGUUAUUUCUAUCAUCAGCCAGAGGAAUGAGAAGGAGAAGACAGAGAGGAGGGCAAAAGAAGUAUAGAGAUUCCUUAAAUUCUUUACGAGAAAUGCAGGUGAAGUAGAAAAAUAUGAAUACUUGGAUUACACAUGAGCAGUCGAAUCAACAAAAACCUCAAGAGCUCAUCUGUAGGACUCACAGCAUUCAGUUUAUGAAAUCUAAAUCGAAAGCAUCUGCUAGAUACUUGUAUAUUGUACUGGAUGUUUCAUGUUUAUAUGCAAUAAAGUUGAAAAGUG
Sphaeramia orbicularis (orbiculate cardinalfish) is the source of this 2773-nucleotide messenger RNA. RefSeq names its product coiled-coil domain containing 80 like 2 (gene ccdc80l2). Gene Ontology annotation, cellular component: basement membrane. The record is from RefSeq and is a predicted model, not a curated record. Lineage: Eukaryota; Metazoa; Chordata; Actinopteri; Kurtiformes; Apogonidae. Gene Ontology annotation, biological process: positive regulation of cell-substrate adhesion; extracellular matrix organization. The transcript is spliced from 12 exons. Bases 326 to 2524 code for a protein of 732 amino acids.